GAGGCGUUUUCAACAUGGCUGCUCCACUUUGGUUCUUCAAUCGCCUUGUAUAUGUAGUUUGAAGUAUUGGUUCAUAGGUUUUGGUGCCGGUAUGCAGAAGCAGCCCAUACCACCCGCUAGAGGUCAUAAGCAAAGGAUAGAACACUGUGGCUGGCUGCGUAAGCAAGGUGGCAGAUACAGAAACUUGAGAUCAAGAUGGUUUGAACUGAAAGGAGAUCAGCUGUAUUAUUUCAGAGACAAUAAUGAACCAAAGACACCCAUUGCUUCCAUCCCUUUACCAGGAAAUGAGGUUGUUAGACACCCACCUGAUUCUGGAGAGCCUGGAAAAUUCAAAUUUGAAAUUGUUUCUGGGAAGAACAGAGAAGGGCGACCAGUGUCAAGUAACCAUGAUACGUUUCUCUUGAUUGCAUCUUCACAACAGGAAAUGGAUGAAUGGAUUCAAGCCAUAAAUAGAAUAAUUUAUGCUCCUGUAGGAGGUGGAAUGUUUGGUCGUAGUUUGGCUGAAACUGUCAAGUUUGAAGCCAGGCGUGGAGGAGGAUAUGUCCCUCUCAUAGUUUCCAAAUGUGUAAACUUUAUCAAGACAAAUGGUUUGUUUGAGGAGGGUUUAUUUAGAUUGCCAGGCCAGGCAAAAAAUGUAGCAGAACUGAAGGAUGCCUUUAAUAGAGGAGAGAUUCCAGAGCUGAUGAGCAACAAAGCUGAAGUUCAUUCUGUGGCAUCAGUGCUCAAGUCAUACUUCAGAGAACUCCCUGAACCACUCAUACCUUAUGAUUACUUUGAGGUGUUUUUAACUGCUGCAAGAUGCCACGAAAUGUACGUUGAUGAUGGGAUCACUGCAAUAAAGAAACAACUACAAACUCUUCCACUUCCAAACUAUCAUCUUUUAGCCUAUUUGUGUCGCUUUUUAUUUGAAGUUCAAGAACACUCUGAACAAAACAAAAUGGGUCCAAGGAACCUUGCAAUGGUUUUUGGACCAAAUAUUCUGCGGUCAGGGUCAGAGGAUCCUCGGGUUAUGAUGGAGAGUACAAACUUAGUAACAGAUCUGAUCAGUAUCUUGAUCAGAAAACAUCAGUUGUUUUUCCCCGAAACUGAAGAUGUACAACCCCCUGGACAGCCUACCACAAGCGGCGAUUUGAUUGAUUUUAAUCCUGACUCCCUCCGGACUCAGAAAAGCGUAGACAUCAGCUAUCCUGAUAAUGAAGACGAUAUAUCUGAAGAUCCUCGAAGCCAGGUGCUUGAAUUGGAAAAUGAACUAGAACUUCAGCAGCAGCAGAUUAAGGAUCUUCAAUCAAAACUUGAACAAGAAAGGAAAGUUCGCGAAAUGCUGGUGUUGCGGUUAGCAGAUGAACAAAGAGCGCGAGAGUCUGCUGAGGACCGUCUGGAAAAACUGCAAGCCGCUAUGGAGGAAUUUUGCGCCAAAUAUGGCAGUUGGGAGCCAACUAAUAGUUAGACUUCAUUGUGUUGACAUUAGUCAAUGUAUGUCUCUGAAAUAUCUGUUGUUUCAAAAAGUUUUAUCACUCAGGCCAUGGCUUGCCGUACGCAAUGGACGGUGUAGCAAACGGGAAAGCCACAUACAAAACCCAAGAUGAAGUCGCGUGAAGUUUAGAUGGUUGUCUCCUUCGCAGUCGUAGUGUACUCUCACUCAGCACUCUCUGUGCCCCCCCCCCCCCCCCCCCCGAGGGUGUUGCGCGAUUAAGGAACUGCAUUGAUGUUUAGCGUCAAUGCUUCGUAGAACUUAAUUUAAGUCCUGAGUGAAGUUAGAUUAGUUAGAAAUAUUUCAUUUUAAUGACAAAGAGAUAUUGAUCUGAAAAUCAUCAUAUUGCCUGAUUUAAUUCAGCUGAUCAAUCCUGAAAAUUUCGAGAAACUAGACCGAAUUCGAUAAAUGCAUCGAUAAUCAAAAUCGCUCAGAAUCUCAUUGUGCUAGCUAAAAAGAAAGAUAGAAAGAUAUCUUUUGGGGGAAGAAACUCCUAUUGAUCGCCGUGGUUUAAAAAUGUGAUGGGAAAAAUGAAAUAAGGAAAGGAUACGCGGGAAAAAUGUAUUUUGAGACGGUUUUAAAUUUACUUUUCCUCUGCCUUUUCGUUUUUGAAAAAGAAAUGCAGCCUUUAAUCACUGUGUAUAUCUAUUUUUGUACAAAAAUUCUCAAGCUUAUUUUAUACGAAAGGUUAACCAUCGAUAGGGUUAAUUCCUAAAUGGGGUCAUAUAGAAAUGGUUAAGACUUGUAGGGAAGUUUAUUCGCAAUCUUCAGCAUACUCCGGAAUUCUGAAUUUGUAAUUGCUCCUAUGAACGAACACUUGUUUGUUACACGCGCCUCAAUCUUACACAGUUAAACCUCCACAGGUAAUCAUAGCAAUAUUAGUUCGACUUACAUGAUGAUUAUGGCCCUAAACCCUUGCUGGAAAUUUAGUCGUUCGUAACCCUUGGAAUUAAAAGAGCGUCUAUGUACUGGAAA
Molecule: messenger RNA, 2446 nt
Organism: Pocillopora verrucosa
Lineage: Eukaryota; Metazoa; Cnidaria; Anthozoa; Scleractinia; Pocilloporidae
Product: rho GTPase-activating protein 24
Biological process (GO): activation of GTPase activity; signal transduction
Molecular function (GO): GTPase activator activity
Source: RefSeq, a predicted model, not a curated record